CUUGUGUUCUCUCAGCUCUAGUGCGCCCUCGCCAAGAACCCGCCAUCGCCGCCGCCUCCCGGCCUCCGCUUCCACGUCUUGAGGUCUCCGGCGUCGACCGAAGCAGCAGCACCAUGAAGCGCCUGCUCAGACGGCUCUCCCGCGUGGCCGCGGCAGACGCCUGCGCCGCCGCCGCGUACAAGCCACUCCGGCCCGACGCGGCCGCGAAGGCCUCCUCCACGGCCGCUUCGUCGUCCUCGUUCUUCGGCGCGCGAAGGCUCGGCCGCGGCGCACGGGUGCCGGAGGGGCACGUGCCGGUGUGCGUUGGCGAGAACGGCGGCCCCGUGGAGCGCUUCGCUGUUCGGGCCGAGCUCCUGUGCCAGCCGGCGUUCAAGGCCCUGCUCCGGCGCGCCGCGCAGGAGUACGGCUACGACCACCCGGGCGCGCUCCGCAUCCCCUGCGCCGUCGCCAACUUCCGCCGCCUCCUCCUCGGCCUCUCCGACCCCGGCUGCCAGGCCACCGACGACGACGAUGCCGCGCUCUACUACUAGCCUAGCCCUUCCCCGUUUCACCCUCCUCGUUCGGCUGCCAUGGAGGGCGUGAUUGGAAAUUUGCCCCCUGGCGAAGGCAAAUCGGUGAACCAGCAGAGCAGAGCCAAUUGCCAGCUGAUGGUUUCUGACCGAUCUGCCCCUGCGUGGAUGAUGUAAAUAGGGAGGUCUGAUUGGGUUGGUGGAGGGUAGGAUGGGGAUUCCUCCGCAUUUUCAACUGCAGCUCAACAAUUUUAGGACCUGCUGUAGGGCUGUAGUAAUUUCUUUUUCUUCUUC
Triticum aestivum (bread wheat) is the source of this 803-nucleotide messenger RNA. Its product is annotated as auxin-responsive protein SAUR71. The record is from RefSeq and is a predicted model, not a curated record. The transcript has a single exon. The coding region runs from base 114 to 530 and encodes 138 amino acids. Gene Ontology annotation, biological process: response to auxin. NCBI's taxonomy places the organism in Eukaryota, Viridiplantae, Streptophyta, Magnoliopsida, Poales, Poaceae.